Molecule: messenger RNA, 1509 nt
Organism: Manacus vitellinus (golden-collared manakin)
Lineage: Eukaryota; Metazoa; Chordata; Aves; Passeriformes; Pipridae
Product: nectin-1
Exons: 5
Biological process (GO): heterophilic cell-cell adhesion; protein localization to cell junction; homophilic cell-cell adhesion
Cellular component (GO): adherens junction
Source: RefSeq, a predicted model, not a curated record
GCAGGGCUGCAGGCUCAGACCGUGCUGGUCAAUGACACCGUGUCGGGGUUCAUCGGCACAGACGUGGUCCUGCACUGCAGCUUCACCAACCCCCUCCCCAAUGUGAAGAUCACGCAGGUGACGUGGCAGAAGGCCACCAACGGCACCAAGCAGAAUGUGGCCAUCUACAACCCUGCCAUGGGGGUGUCCAUCCUGUCCCCCUACAAGGAGAGGGUGACCUUCCGGAACCCUUCCUUCAAGGAUGGCACCAUCCAGCUCUCCCGGCUGGAGCUGGAGGAUGAGGGGGUUUACAUCUGUGAGUUUGCAACUUUCCCCACCGGCAACCGGGAAGGGCAGCUGAACCUCACCGUGCUGGCCAAGCCCACGAACUGGAUGGAGGGCACCAAGAGGCCGCUCAUUGCCAAGUCUGGCAGGACAGAGAAGAUCCUGGUGGCCACCUGCACCUCCUCCAACGGGAAGCCCCCCAGCACUGUCACCUGGGACACCAAGCUGAAGGGGGAGGCGGAAUUCCAGGAGAUCAGGAACAGCAACGGCACCUUCACGGUGAUCAGCCGGUACCGGCUGGUGCCGAGCCGGGAGGCCCAUCGGCAGCAGCUCAUGUGUGUGGUCAACUACCAGCUGGACAGGUUCACUGACAGCAUCACCCUCAACGUGCAGUACGAGCCAGAAGUCACCAUCGAGGGCUUCGAUGGCAACUGGUUCCUCAACCGCAAGGAUGUGAAGCUGAUAUGCAAAUCUGAUGCCAACCCCCCAGCUCACACCUACGAAUGGAAGCUGCCAAACGGGACUCUGCCAGGGAGUGUGGAAAUCCAGAACAACACCAUCUACUUCAAAGGGCCCGUGUCCUACAGCGUGGCCGGCACCUACGUCUGCGAGGCCACCAACGCCAUCGGCACGCGGUCGGGCCUGGUGGAGGUCAAUGUCACAGAAUUCCCCUACACCCCGUCUCCAAUCGAUGAUCACAAAUCCAUGGUGCAGCCGAACAUCCCCACACCGGUGAUUGGGGGCAUAGUGGGCGGCGUCUCGCUGGUCCUGCUGGUGGCCGUGGUGCUCUUUGUGGUACUCCGGCGCCGGCGUCACACCUUCAAGGGUGACUACAGCACAAAGAAGCACGUGUACGGCAACGGCUACAGCAAGGCCGGCAUCCCACAGCACCACCCCCCCAUGGCCCAGAACCUGCAGUACCCCGACGACUCGGACGACGAGAAGAAGCCGGGCCCGUUGGGCGGCAGCACCUACGAGGACGAGGACGAGGAGGCGGGCGGCGAGCGCAAGCUGGGCGGCCCCAAAGCGUACGAGGAGGACGCCAAGAGGCCUUACUUCACCGUGGACGAGGGGGAGGCCCACCCCGAGCCCUACGACGAAAGGACACUCGGCUUCCAGUACGACCCCGAGCAGCUCGACAUGGCCGAGAACAUGGUGUCGCAGAACGACGGGUCUUUUAUUUCCAAAAAGGAGUGGUACGUGUAGCCUGGCACGGCCAACACACACACACACACACACACAACA